GCAUCUUUUCGCAUCGUCUUCUACGUGCAUAUGGAAAGAAAAUUGAUCUCCUACACCUUGCAUCACUUGAUGUCAUCUCCUAUAUAUAUAUAUAUAUACAGGCUAAUUAGAAAUUAUAAUAGCCAAAAAUAAGACCAGGCCCUUAUUAUAUAUAGGCAUGUCUAGUUUGGUUUCCCUUUCUUUUUGGUAUCUCCCUUUCUUUCUCUCUCUCUCUUUUACGAUACAAUUUUCUUGCGGUUCUUUCUUUCCUUCAAGAUUCUUCUCUAUUAUUUGCUGGCCUGCUUGGUGUUUCAUCUCCCUUGUGUAGCAGUGAAAGAAAAACAGUACAGCAUGCUGGAAAAUGUGCUUGAAUUCUGUUAAUUCUUUCUACAGAGUCUGUGAAUUUUGAUUUCAAUUUUUUCAGCUGUCAUUGGCCGACCUAGAAGAGGUUGGAUACUCAGCAUAUGACAGGUCUACACUCGAGGUUCGAAUGGACAAGAGAAUCAUAAAUACAAUUCCUGCUGUGCUAGAGUACAACCUCAGUGAGACGGUUGAGUUCUAGAAUUUUAGAGAUUUGUUAAUUUCCCUUUUAUUGUAUAUACUAUUCUAGCCAGAAAACACACAUUACUAGAGUCUAUUAGGAGGAUUUGGUUUCAUUUACGAUGGAUCGAAAAGAGAAUGUGUUGAUGCAGAGAUAUGAUUUCGGGAGAUUCUUAGGCCAGGGUAACUUUGCUAAGGUUUACCAUGGAAGGAACCUUAAAAGUGGUCAAAGUGUUGCUAUUAAGGUCAUUGAUAAGGAGAAGAUUCUGAAAGUGGGGCUGAUUAAUCAGAUCAAGAGAGAGAUAUCCAUUAUGCAACUUGUUAAACAUCCAAAUGUAUUGCAGCUUUAUGAGGUUAUGGCCUCAAAAUCCAAGAUUUACUUUGUCAUAGAAUAUGCUAAAGGCGGUGAGCUUUUUAAGAAGGUGGCAAAAGGAAGGCUCAAGGAAGAUGUGGCAAGAAACUAUUUUCAACAGUUGCUUAGUGCAGUUGAUUUUUGUCAUAGCAGAGGUGUCUAUCACAGGGAUUUGAAACCAGAAAACUUACUAUUGGAUGAUAAUGGAGUUUUGAAAGUAUCGGAUUUCGGAUUGAGUGCACUUGUUGAAUCAAAUUGUCAAGAUGGUUUGCUCCACACGACUUGUGGAACUCCAGCAUAUGUUGCUCCUGAAGUUAUCAGUAGAAAAGGCUACAAUGGAGCUAAAGCUGACAUUUGGUCUUGUGGAGUAAUCUUAUAUGUUUUGUUGGCUGGUUAUCUCCCAUUUCAUGACGCAAAUCUAAUUUUGUUGUACAAGAAAAUAAGCAAGGCAGAAUAUAAGUUCCCUAACUGGUUUUCACCUGAAGCACGCAAGUUGAUAGCGAAAAUGCUCGAUCCUAACACGAGUACUAGAAUUUCCAUUGCAAAAAUAAAGGAAACUCAUUGGUUUAAAAAAGGGUUAAAUUCCAAGGCAGUUCAGACCAAUAAUGAAGUUAAGAAAUUAGAACCUUUUGUGGCUGAUGCAAGUUUAGGUCCUGAUGAGAAUAAUACAAGUUUUCUUGAAGAUAAGAAAGAGUUGGGCAGACCUACAAGUUUAAAUGCUUUUGAUAUAAUCUCUCUUUCAAAUGGGUUUGACUUGUCAGGUUUUUUCACUCAAAGUUACAAGGAGAAAGAAACUAAAUUCACUUCUAUGCACUCUGCCUCAACCAUUGUAUCUAAACUAGAAGACACAGCUAAGACUCUGAGGCUGGAAGUAAAGAAGAGGGAUGGAGGGUUAUUGAAAUUGGAGGGAUCUGAAGAAGGUAGAAAAGGAGCAUUGUCUAUUGAUGCAGAAAUAUUUGAGUUUACUCCAUCUUUUCAUUUGGUAGAGAUGAAGAAAUCGAGUGGCGAUACACUGGAAUAUAAGCAAGUAUUAGAAGAGGGUUUAAGGCCAGCUCUCAAGGACAUUGUCUGGGUAUGGCAAGGGGAUCAGCAGCAGCAACAACAGAAAGAAAAACAAGCACAAUCUUCGUAGUAAACCUUUCUUUUUUUGGCUUCAUGAGCUGGUCUAUUCUUUUAUUCGAAAUAUUAGAAUACAUUUGGUAAAUUUGUAUACAUAAAUAACUGUUCAUUUUUGUAAGACUCACAUCUAACUGUGUGUUCUUGAGCCAACCAUAACCAUCAAUUUCCAAUCUUUUAUUCA
Jatropha curcas is the source of this 2171-nucleotide messenger RNA. Its product is annotated as CBL-interacting protein kinase 18. Gene Ontology annotation, biological process: signal transduction; protein phosphorylation. NCBI's taxonomy places the organism in Eukaryota, Viridiplantae, Streptophyta, Magnoliopsida, Malpighiales, Euphorbiaceae. The record is from RefSeq and is a predicted model, not a curated record. Gene Ontology annotation, molecular function: ATP binding; protein serine/threonine kinase activity.